AUGGGAGUGGUAAUGUGUUCUUUUGAAAAAUUUAAUUUGAAUUGGAGUGACAAAAGCUCUUCAUCGUGUGAUGUUUGUGAUGGACACAUUAGUGGUCAGCGGCGAAAAUUCAUCAUACAUCAUACAUCUGGAUUUUAUAUAAAUGAAGGAUUUCUAAACUGGGAUAGGACACAAACAAGUGAUGUAAAUGCGCUAUUUCAAAAAAAAAAUGAAAUGAGGUUGAUCUGGAAAGCGAUAGACAAUGGAAUUGCUCUGAACUAUGAAUCUGUGCAGAGAACUGCGAUCAACGAUUGCAAGAAAUUGGCGUUGGUCAGUCAGGCAAUUAUUACACAUAAUACAGGCAGUGCUGGAUGUGAUCAUUGUAUUCCUGAACCCCAAUUUGUCAUCCGGUGGUUCUUCAUCCACUUCCUGAAAUACUUAUUGACCAUGAAGAUUGAACAUAGCGGGAAUUCACUUUCUAAUGAAAUCUGUCAGUUUUACCUCCCAUACGUCCAUGAGCUCCCCACAAUAGAUGUUCCGCUGAAUUCCUAA
Loa loa (African eye worm) is the source of this 531-nucleotide messenger RNA. RefSeq lists its product as hypothetical. The record is from RefSeq and is a predicted model, not a curated record. NCBI's taxonomy places the organism in Eukaryota, Metazoa, Nematoda, Chromadorea, Rhabditida, Onchocercidae. The transcript is spliced from 2 exons. The coding region runs from base 1 to 531 and encodes 176 amino acids.